AUGGACGCAUCGACAGAAAACAGAUUGUUGCAGCACAUCAACGAGCUGCGAUCCACUUGCGAUCUGCACUCUUUUGACAAGAGUCUAGAGAAUGGAUUUGGAUGGGCCGAGUUGAUGGUCGAGCAUGCCAGAGAUGUGUUUGAGCAGUACAAGUGAGUGGGCUAGUGAGAACACAUCCCACGCUGUAUGCAUGUCAGAGUUUGAUUGAUUCUCUCGGGUGCUCUAUCUGCAACAGAAACGAGCAUGCCAAGAACAAGACGAAGAAGAGCUCGAGUCAGUCUCUCAGGGCUCAGACUGCUGCGUUGGCGUUGGCGGGCGAAAUGCUCAAGUCGCCAAAGAAGAAAGCUUCCGUCAGCUCCUUUCGCUUCCCAUUCUCUUCCAGCUCGACGGGUGAGAGCGGUGUGAGCUCUCCUGUGCGCGGAUCCGCAUCGCUGCUCAGGAGUGGAGCGUUUGGUGAAGACAAGGAGAACACGCCUCGACAGGCGAUGCGACCCAACGUGCACCACGCUGCUGCUGAUGUGGAAGCAGAAGAGCAAGAAAAGCAGCUCGUCGCGUCGCCCAAGAAGGCCGCUUUGCCCACCACGCGCAGCAGAUCGGACAAGUCUGCUCAGCCAAAACUGCCAAAUCCCUUUCAGAGCGGCAGGGGGGAGAAGAAGCCUCGCACAGUGUCUCAACAGAGCAAGUCCAAGAAGGCUCACCAGGAGUCCAAACAGCCUUCCAUGCCUGCCUCCUCUGACCCCGUAGCCGCGAGUAGCGCGUCUUCAGGCGCGGCACCGUCUGCCAAGUCCACCAGCAGCUCGAGGAAGAAACGGUCGUCUGAUGAGGCCGAGCUGUCGGACCACGAGCUUGAUCCGGCAUCCAAGGUGCCAACAGAAAAGCAGCCGAGCAAGAGGAGCAAAGCAACCAAGACGGAACAGAAGCUGCAACAACGAGAUGCAGAGGCAUCAACUGCACCGCUCAAGAGGAGCACUCGCGCGACAAAGGCUGCCAUGGAAGCAGAAGAUGAGGCACCACCGUCGAUGUCGCAAGCCGCUACAGAUCCGAUUGUUGAGAUCCAACCUCGAAAGGAGGACAUGCGCCAUGUGUCCAUCUCGAGGGAUGUCUCGUUGAGCCAUGCGGACGAGGAUGUAGAGAUGCAAGACGGCGAACAUCCAGAGGCUUCCACGCCUCCCCCCGACGCGCUGCCACGCUCGAACUCUGGACGUGCACUUUCAGCAGCUGCGGAGGCGGAGGAUAGUCUGCACAUCAGUCUGGUCGACGAUGGGACCGCAUACACGGAGGAUGGAGAGGCGGAUGAAGAAGGGUGGUCUACUGCACACGCCAAGGAAGUUGAUGGUGCAGCCCAAAUGAUCUCGGAAACUCGUGGUCAAAUUCAAUCGCGUGCCGAUCCGGUGUCUAGACCGAAAGCGCCAAAGAGAACGCUGGGUGAUAACGUCGGACCAAAGAAAUCCAUCGCUGCGGUCGGGACAGCGUCGACAGACAAGGAGAAGGAUCAGACCAUCCUCGGCGCUGCUCAGUCGCAGAAUGCUACGACCCCUGCAGCUCCUGCCACCUCUAUAUUUCGAAGCAGUCUGUUCAGAAGCGUGAGGAAGGAUGAAAACAAGGCACGCCAGGAGAAGGACGAGGAGGACAGCAGCGAUGAAGAGAUGAUGGCGAACACCAAGAUGAACGCGACGAGCGUCUUGUCCAAGAAUGUAGUCGUGCCGCCCAAGUCUAGCAAGCCGGCAGGUAGCGUCAACGGCCAACAGCUGCAGGCGCAGCAACAAGCUGCAAGUCACAGAGCACCGACGUCCGUCCUGAGCAGGCUAGAAAAGGUCAAGAGAGCUAGCGAUAUGAAUGUACAUGCUGCACUUCCUCCUGCAUCGUCCAGCGCAUUCAUGCCUUCCUCUACAACGAAGUCAGCUCAUGCUGCUGGUACAGCCGUAUCUGCAGCCAACCCUCGGAGCAUGACCGCAGUUGGUCUCGGCAACAUUGCUCACAGCAAGACCUUUGAGCAUCAACGCUCUCAGAUUGCCUCGCAGAACGAUGCGGCGAAGGAUGCUCCUACUGCUUCUAUCACGAGCUCGAGAACUGCAGCCGCAUCCACUACACCGAGCGCCUCUCCGGUGCUCACGCUGCAAAGUCGCCCACUCCGAAAAGAGGACGAGAAGGGGCUGGAAGAUGAAGUGAUGUCUGCGUAUGAUGAAGAGGAGCUGGACAAAGAGUUGGGCACAGGUGCUGGCAAGCAGGCUAUUCUGGCCGUGAACACUAAAGAGGCUGACAUGACGCUUGGAGAGCUCGGCUCAGCUGGCAGGACGGCGGAUGAGCAGCUCAAAAACAUCAAAUCUGCAUCGACUCAGCCCGCACAAGCACAAGUAUCAGUUGCGAAGGCUCCUCUAGUCCAGAAAAAGGAAAGCACAGUACCUCAAGCCGGCGCUCGAGAGCAGGUCAGAGUACCGUCCAACACCCAGCCUCCGCCUAAACCUAUUUCGCAGAUGCCAAAGGUCAGCGUCAAUCUCAUGGGCAAGAGCAUGGCCAAGCCCGGCACGGCCGCCAGCGCGACAUCCAAGACUCGCGCAACGCCAGCAUCUGCCUCUGCAUCCAGUGCUGCGCAGCCCUCGACGAGUGGACCUUCGACUGGGCGCGAUCCGAACGAGAGCAGACAAGGAUGGAACUUUUUCGACAAGGUCAAAGGGUUUGUUGGACUCAACGCUCAAAACGCAACGUCCUCCGCGGGUGCUCAUCCUACUAACGCGCAUACUCCAGCCUCCGCUCCUGCGGCUUCGAAUGGUGGCGCUUUUGUGCCUGCGAGACCCGGCUCUGUUCUGGCUAUGGCCAACAAGGCUGCUGGCGCUGCAACGCCGCCGAGAAAACGGACCGACUCGAAUGUCAGCGGAACUGCACCUGGUGCGCCAAGCAACGCUCUGAAUGCGUCUGUCUCUUCUCAGAAUGGGCCGACGGGCAAGGGCAAGGCGCCAGCAGCAGCAGCUGCUGCUGCAGCAUCUAAGAAGGAGGAUGAGCUGAAAAAGAAACAGGUCGAGGAGAGGAGGAAAGCUGCUCUUGUGGAACGGGAGAAGGAGAGGGCCAAUGCUGCUGCUGCCGCCGCCGCCGCCAAGGUGAAAGCGCCUAGCAAUAUCGUCAGGCCUGCGCCCAGUACGCACGGCAUCAAGGCCAAUCGACCAGCCAACGUGCAGGCGCAACCUGCUAGACCCGGCUCUUCCCUUGCCGUUCGACCUCCGAGCGGCUUCAAUGCUUCUGCGCAAUCUAUCCGAUUUGGCGGACCGACGACAUCCAACUCUUCGCAGAGCGUCAAUAGGAACGGCGGAGCAAAUUGGGUCGCUGUGAAUGCUAAUUCGACUUCUGUCAAGUCGAACGGCAACGUGUUUCAGCAAGCCAAGGGCGUGAGACCCCCUGCGAGUGGUUCUGGUACGAGCUCGAAGAUGGAAAGCAUAGCGGCUCAACACGUUUCGAUGGCGAAAAAUGCGACGCCCGAGGUUUCGGACGAAUCUGGAGCUUGGGAAGAAGCCGUGUCGUCUGCUGAUGAGGCCGGAGCUGAAGAGGAGGAGGAGGGGGAGGAGGAAGAGGAAGAAGCGGGUCAAUCGCUGUCCGAUCCCGAUUCGGCAUACUCCCAGUCGGAGGAUGAGGAUGUGCAAGAAAAGAGGGCGGGAGAGAAACCUUGGGAGAGAGCAGCUUUGGAAGAAGCGCUCAGAGCUCAGGCUAACGUGGAUCCGGAUGGAUUGUUUGGUAUCCCAAAGGCUAGCGUGCCCCUGGAGAAUUGGUUCGAAACGGAUACGGGAGCUACGCCUGCGAAGGAAGCUACGAAGCUGGAAAGGAUCAGGAGACCGCGAACUAGCUCGGGAACGUGGAAUAGGAACGAUCUGCUGGGACAGGAAGAAAUCGAUAGGUACAAUCGGAUGAUGGGCAUCAAGUCCAGUGGCGUUAGGAUUCAGAGAAGUCCCAACGAUAGCAACGCGCAGCGGAGCAAGAAGAGAAAAAUGCCAGUGCAGAGCAAUGGAUCGAUGCAGAGCAAGGAAAGACCUUCGAGCAGGUUGGCUAAUGAAUUAGUGGGCCAGAAUAGGUAUGCUCCUAGUAGUAGCAAAGCUGGCCCGUCCAAACUUCACUAA
Molecule: messenger RNA, 4103 nt
Organism: Ceraceosorus bombacis
Lineage: Eukaryota; Fungi; Basidiomycota; Exobasidiomycetes; Ceraceosorales; Ceraceosoraceae
Source: the annotation of a GenBank genome assembly